AUGCUUCAGAAUCUAUAUAACGUCUCAAAAACAUCAAGGCUUCAAUAUUUCAGAACUUCAAGAUAUAUGCUGACCAUAUUUAAUCGUAAUUAUGUAACUCAACCUCAAGUGACGAGAGAUUUGCAAAAUUUAAAUCACGUUGAAAUUGAUGGUGAAGGUCUAACCAUUGAAAAUGUGAUACAGGUGUCUCGUUUUCAUCGUGAAGCUCGUCUCACUACUAAUAACGCCAUUAGAGAUAAAAUAACAAGCUCGAAUAAUUACGUUAACAAUGCUAUCGCUGAAGGAAAGAUUAUCUACGGGGUUAAUACUAAUUUUGGUGGCAUGGCCAAAAAACAUCUACCAAUUGAAGAACUUAACUUGCUCCAAAAAAAUUUAAUUUGGGGUUGCAAAUGUAGUGUUGGUAAACAAUUACCUGUAGAACAUGUUAGAGCUAGUAUGUUAAUACGAGCUAAUGCUCUUAUGCGAGGUGUAUCUGGGAUUAGGCUCGAAUUAAUUGAAAGGUUGAUAAAGUUUUUAAAUGCUGAUUUAAUUCCCGUCGUACGCGAAUAUGGCUCAGUUGGUGCAAGUGGUGAUGUAGUUCCCUUAACAAACAUUGCUGGUGUUAUUAUUGGAUUAGAUUCUUCUUUUAAAGUUAAUUAUUUAGGGAGUGAGAUAGAUGCUCUUAGUGCACUCUCAAAGUUAGAAUUAAAACCAAUUACACUUGGUCCAAAGGAAGGUCUGGCUCUUAUCAAUGGUACUUCAUUCUCAACUGGUAUUGCAGCACAAUGCAUUUACGAAGUUGAUCGCUUAUUUUCAUUAGCACUACAUCUUCAUUCAUUCUUUGUUCAAGCACUCCAAGGGUCUAGUUUACCUUUUGAUCAUUUUAUUCAUAAACAUAAGCCUCAUGAAGGACAAAUACGAGUAGCAAGUGAAAUGACAGAAUUAAUCCAUGGCUCAAAAUUUUUAGAUGAUAACAUUAGCACAAUGAAAGGAGGUGUACCCAAGUUGGUUCAAGAUCGUUAUUCAUUAAGAGGUAUACCUCAAUACCUAGGAGUAGUUGUUGAUACUUUCACCCAAGCAAAAAAGUAUAUAGAAACCGAAAUAAACUCAGCCAGUGAUAAUCCAUUAAUUGAUGCCGACCAGCAAAAAUAUUUUCAUCAAGCAAACUUUAUAGGACAAUAUAUUGCCUAUGCAAUGGACCAAGUAAGACAUGGUUUGGGUCUUAUAGCAAAACAUAUUGAUACACAAAUCGC
This is a messenger RNA of Racocetra persica, 1232 nucleotides long. Lineage: Eukaryota; Fungi; Glomeromycota; Glomeromycetes; Diversisporales; Gigasporaceae. The record is from the annotation of a GenBank genome assembly.